This is a messenger RNA of Fusarium subglutinans, 1368 nucleotides long. RefSeq names its product O-methyltransferase B. Lineage: Eukaryota; Fungi; Ascomycota; Sordariomycetes; Hypocreales; Nectriaceae. Gene Ontology annotation, molecular function: O-methyltransferase activity. The coding region runs from base 1 to 1368 and encodes 455 amino acids. The record is from RefSeq and is a predicted model, not a curated record. The transcript is spliced from 4 exons.
AUGGCUGACACAACUGUUUCUCACACAAACGGGCAUACCGUCCCAGAAACAGAAUACCAUGGAACAGAGAAGAAGCUCGAAAGUUCUGUCUCAGCCUUGAGUUCCUCUGGAUCUUCAGACGGCACCCCAGAUGCCACCAAGUCGGAAGAGCCCGAUGUAUCAAUCGCUCUGAACGCCGCCAACAUUGGCGCUGUUCCCUCUCUGAUCAAGGAGAUCAAUGCUCUUAGUGGCGAUCUAGAUAGUGAUGACCCGACAGCGCGACUCAAGCUUAUGGCUAAGGCUAAGAGCCUGUGGCAGUCACUCGAGACUCCCAGAGAGACUAUGCUUCGCCAUGUUUGGGCUGAACCAUCGCUUCACUGCGCUUUGACGGCUGGUACCGUUAAGGAAGUCUGGACUCAUGUCGCCAAGAUCAAUGGGCCUUUCAAGGUCGCCGAUGUCGCGAAGGAGAAGAACAUUGAGCCUGCUCUUCUUGCUCGUCUUGUAAGACAUGUCUCUUCAAUGGGAUACAUCACCGAGAUUGAUCAGGAUACAUACCAAGCCACAAACUUCAUCAAGUCGAUGGCUUUCCCAUUCAUCAACGCUGGAUACCCUUGCAUUUCUGGAGCCUGUCUCAACGCUCUAGGUCAAUUCCACGAAUGGGCCGACGUCAACUCAUGGAAGGACGCCACUGACAUAAGCAACUCUCCCCUACAACUUGGUUACAAGACAGAAAAGACCUUCUUUGAGCAUCUUCACACCAACCCACCAUACGGCCAGCUGUUCCAUCUUCACAUGGGCGGCUACCGUCAAGGUCGACCGUCUUGGAUGGACCCGGGUUUCUUCCCUGUUCAAGAGAAACUUAUCGAUGGCUUUGAGAAGUCAGGUGACUCUGCUCUAUUGGUCGAUAUCGGUGGCUCUUUUGGUCAUGAUAUUGGAGAGUUCUGCCGCAAGUUCCCUGACGCUCCAGGUCGUCUCGUCCUCCAGGACCUUCCCGUCGUGAUUGAUCAGAUCACUUCGUUAGACACCAAGAUUGAGCGAAUGAAGUAUGACUUCUAUACCGAGCAACCUAUCAAAGGCGCCCGUGCAUACUACAUGCACUCCGUCCUCCAUGAUUGGUCAGAUGAGACUUGUCUUAAGAUCCUGGGUCAAGUCAAGGCUGCCAUGAAGCCCGGAUAUAGCAAGCUUUUGAUCAACGAGAACGUCAUCCCGAAUACUGGUGCCCAGUGGGAGGCUACAGCGUUGGAUAUCAUGAUGCUUACUCUGCUUGCCUCGCGAGAACGUACGCAACAAAACUGGGAGAAGCUACUAGGAGAGGCUGGACUGAAGAUUUGCAACAUUUGGACUGUCGCGAAUGGAGUUGAGAGUCUGAUCGAAUGCGAACUGGUUUGA